Messenger RNA from Musa acuminata AAA Group (dessert banana), 1754 nucleotides. Its product is annotated as diacylglycerol kinase 4. The transcript is spliced from 12 exons. The coding region runs from base 139 to 1626 and encodes 495 amino acids. The record is from RefSeq and is a predicted model, not a curated record. Gene Ontology annotation, molecular function: ATP-dependent diacylglycerol kinase activity. NCBI's taxonomy places the organism in Eukaryota, Viridiplantae, Streptophyta, Magnoliopsida, Zingiberales, Musaceae.
UCAAGAACUAAUUAAUUUAAAUUAAUAUUUUUAAUAUGCAAGAAUCGGAAGAAAGAAUAUUAUGGAGUCUUUUUCUUUCCCCUCUUGAAGGUCGAACCAAUUCCGUCCGGGUUCCUUCUUGCUUACUCUUGAGCAACGAUGGCUAGCGAGGGCGUGAAAAGCGAGAUGUCGAACUCCAGAGGGGGUGCGGAGGAGGGAGGGACGGUGGCUGCGAGAUCGUCGGUGUGGGAGUCGAUCCGGGGGUGCGGGAUCUCCGGGAUGAGGAUCGACAAGGAGGAGCUGAGGCGGAGGAUCUUGAUGCCGGCGUACCUCCGGUUGGCGAUGUCGUCGGCCAUCCGGGCCCGGGACGCGGACGCCGGCGCCGAGGCGGCGUUGAAGGACGGGGCGGAGGGCCGCGGGGGCGGCCCGGAGGUUGACGAGAUGCCGGAGGCGCCCAUGGUGGUGUUCGUGAACUCCCGCAGCGGCGGCCGCCACGGACCGCAGCUUAAGCUCCGGCUUCAGGAGCUCAUCAGCGAGGAACAGGUCUUUGAUCUUUCAGUUACACAGCCUCCACAGUUCGUUCGGUAUGGUUUGACUUGCUUGGAGAACUUGGCUAAUCUUGGUGAUGAUUGUGCAAAGGCCGUUCGUGAAAAUUUAAGAAUUAUGGUUGCAGGAGGUGAUGGAACAGUAGGUUGGGUAUUGGGAAGCCUGGGAGAACUUUUUGUGCAGAAAAGAGAGCCAGUUCCUCCAACUGGCAUUAUUCCACUUGGAACGGGGAAUGAUCUUUCAAGAAGUUUUGGUUGGGGUGGUUCAUUUCCUUUUGCAUGGAGGUCAGCAGUGAAACGAUCUCUUCUUAAGGCAGUUUCAAAUCCUAUUCAGCACCUUGAUAGUUGGCAUGUUACGAUCAUGAUGCAAGAAACAGGAUUAGAACUGCCAUAUUCUCUUAAGCCUUUGCAGGACUAUGAUCUUACUCAGGAUGUGGACAUACAAAGAGAAUUGCCAGAAAGCGUUUCUUGCUUUGGAGGAGUCUUCUACAACUACCUUAGCAUUGGAAUGGAUGCUCAAGUUGCAUAUGGAUUCCACCAUCUACGUAACAAAAAGCCAUACCUUGCACAGGGUCCAAUUUCAAAUAAAUUAAUUUAUGCUGGAUAUGGCUGCACACAAGGGUGGUUUUUUACACCGUGCAUGAAAACUCCAGGGCUAAGAGGACUUAAAAACAUUUUAGCUCUUUAUAUUAAAAAAGUCAACAGCAAAGAAUGGGAGAAAAUUCCAGUUCCUUCAAGCGUUAGGGCAAUUGUUCUUCUAAAUCUUGACAGUUAUGGAGGUGGAAGACAUCCAUGGGGACGGCCUAUGCCUGAAUAUCUAGAGAAGAGAAAGUUUUUUGAGGCUCGUGCGGAUGAUGGGAUGCUUGAGAUAUUUGGGUUAAAACAAGGAUGGCAUGCUUCAUUUGUUAUGGUAGAACUUAUUUCAGCCAAACACAUUGCUCAGGCGGCUGCUGUUAAGUUGGAACUACGGGGCGGUCAGUGGAACAAAGCUUACAUGCAAAUGGAUGGAGAGCCAUGGAAACAAUCCAUCGAGAGGGAGCAGUCGACCUUCGUGAAGAUAGAGAGGGUUGCCUUUCAAUCGCGCAUGAUAAGUGGGAAGUGAGUUUGGAAACCCACGAGGCACAAUUCUGUACAACCCGUUAAUUUCAUGUUUGUAAAAACAGUUGAAACAAUAUUUUCAAUUCCGUGUCUACAGCCUAUUUACUUAUAUCGAGGAAGUUGAUUGUGAAA